Manihot esculenta (cassava) is the source of this 2217-nucleotide messenger RNA. RefSeq names its product two-component response regulator ARR12. The record is from RefSeq and is a predicted model, not a curated record. The transcript is spliced from 9 exons. Gene Ontology annotation, biological process: cytokinin-activated signaling pathway; phosphorelay signal transduction system. Lineage: Eukaryota; Viridiplantae; Streptophyta; Magnoliopsida; Malpighiales; Euphorbiaceae. The coding region runs from base 1 to 2217 and encodes 738 amino acids. Gene Ontology annotation, molecular function: DNA binding.
AUGAGUAAUGGGAGAGAAGCAUCAACUCAAUCUCUCAACAAAAACACUUGUCUUUUCAAAAUCAAAAUUUUGAUUGUAGAUGAUGACUCUACAUCUCUUGCUAUUGUCUCUUCCAUGCUUAAAUCAUGCAGUCUCCAAGUUGUUAGUAUUAAGGAUUCAUUAGACGCUUUAGCAACUCUUCGAAGUGCAAAUGGAGAAUUUGACUUGCUCAUCACUGAUCUUCAUAUGCCUGGAAUGAAUGGAUUGGAACUACAAAAGCAUGUCAAACAAGAAUUCAACAUUCCUGUUAUUAUAAUGUCAGCUGAUGACAAAGAAAGUGCAAUUUUGAAGAGUAUAGAGAGUGGAGCUGCUUUCUAUAUAGUGAAACCAGUGAAUCAAGAUGAUCUAAGAAACAUUUGGCAGUAUGCAAUGGCUUCCAAGAAAGGCAAAGAGGUUGUUGUUUGUGAAAAUGCCCAAGAGGAAACUUCAUCGAAUGAGAAACUUAUUGUUUGUGAGGAAGCUGCUUCUUCUUCAUCGGCGAACGAAGAGGGUAGCCAGAAAAAGAGAAGGGGGAGGAAAAGGGAAAGAGAGGAGGAACAGCAGGAAGAAGAUGGUCCUGCUCCUGCCAAAAAGGCCAAGGUGGUUUGGACAAAUACAUUGCAUAAUCGAUUCUUGCAGGCUGUAAGCCAUAUAGGCUUGGAAAAGGCUGUUCCAAAGAAAAUUCUUGAAUUCAUGAACGUGCCAGGGCUAACCAGGGAAAAUGUUGCUAGCCAUUUACAGAAAUACAGGAUGUUCCUGAAGAAGGUUGCAGAGAAGGGUUUUUCGACAUCACGUAAUUUGUCGGAAAAGGUCCUUAGGUCGUCUUUUGCCUAUGGCCACGCCACCUCGAUGCUCCAAAAUUCCCGACAGGAACAUUCAUCGAUUCUUAGACAACAGCCUUUCACGAGAUCAUCAUUUCAACCUGGUUAUGGAGCGAGUGUCCAUGGUAUUGGUAGCUCCAGCUUUGGCCUUUCUCGCUUUCAUAACGAGGAAGCUUCAAGUAGCAACUCUGUAACUCAAAUCUGCUAUGGACAGUCCAGUUUAUUUUGCAAUCAAGCUAGUACCAGGCAACCAAUGUUUGGCAGCCCAUAUCCUCUUCAUCAGGCUAAUCUCUCGACGUUUAACAAUAUUGGAAUUAAUCUGUCCUCAAAUACAGCUACUUCAUAUGGUCUCACUAGCGCUACAAAUCCAAUGCAAAUGAACCCGCAACAAAAUCAAUCAAAUCUUCAGAACCAUGCUAGCCCUUCUAAAUUUGGCUUAUUUAGAUUUGGCUGCUCCAGCUAUUCUUCAGGUACUUGCAGUAUGGGAACAAUUAAUGGUUCCUAUCCUCGUCUAAAUCAGAACAGUACUUAUGCUGGAAUCCGAUUGACUAGCGAUGGCGAGCUCAUUGGAAAUGGACAAAAGCGAUUCAACGGGAAUGAGUUAUUAAGUGGCUGUAAUAAUAGUGGUAAUGGAUUGGUCAACUGGACUCGGAAUAACAAUGGGAACAAUGCACCGCCGAGGAAUGGGGAAUUUGGUUUUUCGGAUGGUCAAGUGACCUGCUUUUCUUCUACUGGGUUUGGGAGUGAAAGCCAAUGUUCACCAACAUUAUCUCCGGCUAAUCCAGAGAACACUUCAGUGGUAACACCACUUUCUCAGCAAAAUUUCAUUACUGGUCUUGGGAAUGCUCUCGGAGAAAAUGACAUUAAUGCUCUCAAUAACCUGAUGAAUAAUGCCUCUAACUUGGGUAGCAUUUCUGAUAAUAAUCAGCAUGAGGUUGGGGAAGGUGGUCUCGGAGAACUCCUUUUUGGGACAAGCUGUACAAAUCCUUGCCAGGAAGAACGAAACGCGGAAGAGUUCUUGAAUGUUAACCUACUUAGCAGCCAGUAUCAUGCUGAAGUGUGCUAUCCUGUGAAUGAGCUCUUAAAUAAGGAAUUUUCUAGCGCAUGUACUAUUGCAGACACAACUUCUUGGACUGAACAACAAUCUUCUGUCCAGCCUCAACGCAUGGAAGAAACAGUGAAUCCCAACAAUGUCGGCAAUGUUAAUCCAGCAGAUGUCUAUUAUCCAGUCUUUGAGCAGCCACAGAGCAAUAACGUGAAGGCUGUGAAUAAUUCUGAGCUGAAUGGCGUGCAUCUCGAUGAAGCACCAAUAUCAGGAAACGAGGGAUGGGGGGAGGAUUUCUUGAACUUCCUGCUUGGAAAUGACCCCUACUGGUGA